AAUGUAUYUCAGUCCACGUUGGUCAAGCCGGUGUUCAGAUUGGAAACGCUUGUUGGGAGUUGUACUGUCUUGAACAUGGUAUCCAGCCCGAUGGCCAGAUGCCCAGCGACAAGACGAUCGGUGGUGGGGAUGACUCGUUUAACACGUUCUUUAGCGAGACCGGAGCUGGAAAACACGUCCCGAGAGCUGUUUUUGUCGACCUGGAGCCUACUGUAGUAGAUGAAGUAAGAACUGGUACCUACCGCCAACUUUUCCAUCCCGAGCAGCUGAUCACUGGUAAAGAAGACGCAGCUAACAACUACGCUCGUGGUCACUACACCAUUGGAAAAGAGAUUGUAGAUCUUGUCCUUGAUAGAAUCCGUAAACUGGCUGAUCAGUGUACUGGUCUCCAAGGUUUCCUGAUUUUCCACUCCUUUGGUGGUGGUACUGGUUCUGGUUUCUCCUCUCUUCUUAUGGAACGCCUGUCUGUUGACUAUGGCAAGAAAUCUAAGCUUGAGUUUGCUAUCUACCCAGCUCCUCAGAUCUCUACAGCUGUUGUCGAACCAUACAACUCUAUUCUGACCACCCACACCACGCUAGAGCACUCUGACUGUGCAUUCAUGGUAGACAAUGAGGCCAUUUAUGAUAUCUGUCGCCGUAACCUGGACAUUGAAAGACCUACCUAUACCAACUUGAACCGCCUGAUGGGACAAAUUGUGUCUUCCAUCACAGCCUCUCUGAGAUUUGAUGGUGCCCUGAAUGUGGACUUGACUGAGUUCCAGACCAACUUGGUACCC
Molecule: messenger RNA, 776 nt
Organism: Actinia tenebrosa (Australian red waratah sea anemone)
Lineage: Eukaryota; Metazoa; Cnidaria; Anthozoa; Actiniaria; Actiniidae
Product: tubulin alpha-1A chain-like
Biological process (GO): microtubule-based process
Cellular component (GO): microtubule
Molecular function (GO): structural constituent of cytoskeleton; GTP binding
Source: RefSeq, a predicted model, not a curated record